AAGGUAAAAUAAUCCUCUUUGCACGUUCCCGGUGGCGGCCGCUCGCUUCCUCACUGUCCUCCUCGGAAUUAAACCCAAACCCAACCCGUGACACGAGUUUGAAAACCUGAGUUGAAUGAAUAAAUCCGCCAAGAGCGAGCACCAUUCCUUUAGAGAGGAAAAAUUCGUCCCUUGCAAGUACCAAGGGAUGAGUCACUCGCUCGGGUUCUCUGCCUCCGAAAACACGCCGGGAAUGUUCCGGGGAGCCGGUACCGGGAGCUGGGCGCUGGGUUUUCCGCCUUUUCGUGAUGGAUGCGGGUGAUGCCAUCGAGUUUGGCUGAGGCACACGAAGCCUCCCAUCACCAACAGCAGGCAGCACAGAACAGUUUGUUGCCUCUCCUGAGCUCUGCUGUUGAGCCGCCCGAUCAGAAGCCGAUUCUGCCCUUACCAAUAACGCAGAAACCUCAGCCUGCACCAGAAACAUUAAAGGAUGCUAUUGUUGGGAUUAAAAAGGAAAAACCUAAAACCUCCUUUGUGUGCACUUACUGCAGCAAAGCUUUCAGGGACAGCUACCAUUUGAGGCGUCACGAGUCCUGCCACACAGGGAUAAAGUUAGUGUCACGGCCAAAGAAAACUCCCACCACAAUGGUGCCCCUUAUCUCGACCAUCGCUGGUGACAACAGCCGGAGUUCGCUGGUUUCGACUAUCGCAGGCAUCCUGUCCACUGUCACUACGUCUUCCUCUGCCACCAACCCCAGCAGCAGCGCCGGCGCCACGGCCAUGGCAGUGACGCAGACGGUGAAGAAGCCCAGCAAGCCCGUGAAGAAGAACCACGCCUGCGAGAUGUGCGGAAAGGCCUUCAGGGACGUCUACCACCUCAACCGGCACAAGCUGUCCCACUCCGACGAGAAACCCUUCGAAUGUCCCAUUUGCAAUCAGCGCUUCAAGAGAAAGGAUCGCAUGACCUACCACGUGAGGUCUCACGAGGGGGGCAUCACGAAACCCUACACCUGUGGUGUUUGUGGAAAAGGCUUCUCGAGGCCUGAUCAUUUAAGCUGUCACGUUAAACACGUUCACUCAACAGAGAGACCCUUCAAAUGCCAAACGUGCACUGCUGCCUUUGCCACCAAAGACAGACUGCGGACACACAUGGUGCGCCAUGAAGGAAAGGUAUCGUGUAAUAUCUGUGGUAAACUUCUGAGUGCAGCAUAUAUCACCAGCCACUUAAAGACACACGGGCAGAGCCAAAGUAUCAACUGUAAUACCUGUAAACAAGGCAUCAAUAAAACAUGCAUGAGUGAAGAGACCAGCAACCAGAAACAGCAACAGCAGCAGCAACAACAGCAACAACAACAGCAGCAGCAGCAGCAGCAACAGCAGCAACAACAGCAACAACAGCAGCAGCAGCAGCAACAGCAGCAACAGCAGCAACACGUAACAAGUUGGCCUGGAAAGCAGGUAGAGACCCUGAGAUUGUGGGAAGAGGCCGUCAAAGCGAGGAAGAAAGAAUGUCAGUUCACCUUUGAGAAGGCUAUAGAGUACGUACCAUUCGAAGCUGCUAACUUGUGCCAAACCUCCACUGCUGCUACUACGCCUGUGACUCUUACUACUCCAUUCAAUAUAACGUCCUCUGUGGCUUCUGGGACUAUCACAAACCCAGUCACAGUGGCAGCUGCAAUGAGCAUGAGAAGUCCAGUAAAUGUAUCAAGUGCAGUUAAUAUAUCCAGUCCGAUGAACUUAGGGCAUCCUGUAACUAUAACCAGUCCUCUGUCCAUGACCUCGCCCCUCACGCUCACCACCCCGGUGAACCUGCCCACCCCGGUCACGGCUCCAGUGAACAUAGCGCACCCCGUCACCAUCACGUCCCCCAUGAACCUGCCCACCCCCAUGACGCUGGCUGGCCCCCUCAACAUAGCCAUGAGACCAGUGGAGAGCAUGCCUUUCCUGCCCCAGGCCUUGCCCACCUCUCCUCCCUGGUAAACAAGUUCUAAACAGUAUUAAAAAGGAUUAAAAUGGAAUCCUUACCAGCAGUUCUUUUUUGGGUUUUGUUUGGUUGGGUUUUUUUUUUUUUCUUUUUUCUUUUUUUCCUUUUAUUUUGGUUUUUGUUUUGUUUUGUUCUGUUGGGUUUUUUGUUUUGUUUUGUUUUAGUUCAUAAUAAAUUCAGGCUAAGACACUGGGGCAACACCAUCAGAGACCACAGUAGCAUCUUCCCCUUGAUUUGGCUCACAUGGUUCAGGCUUGAGUUUCACUGGAGCACUUCAUUUAAAGUAAGUUUUACCUUGUAGCUGACUGAUGCUGAAUUAGAGCAGAUACUUAUUUGCCAGAGUUUUUAAAGAAAAAAAAAAACAACAAAAAAAAAACCAACAAAAAAAAAGGUAAUUAAAAAAACAGUUUUAUGUUUUAU
Molecule: messenger RNA, 2383 nt
Organism: Lepidothrix coronata (blue-crowned manakin)
Lineage: Eukaryota; Metazoa; Chordata; Aves; Passeriformes; Pipridae
Gene: VEZF1
Product: vascular endothelial zinc finger 1
Exons: 7
Coding region: 292-1959 (555 amino acids)
Biological process (GO): regulation of transcription by RNA polymerase II
Molecular function (GO): DNA-binding transcription factor activity; RNA polymerase II cis-regulatory region sequence-specific DNA binding
Source: RefSeq, a predicted model, not a curated record